AUGAGGUUCCCAGCUCACCUCCUCCCUCUCUUCACAACGCUUACCCUAGCAUCACCAGUCGAUCUUAGUCGGUCAAAUCUCCACCGACUUUUCGUACGCCAGGACAUCCAAACACCAAUCAAUUCGUCCCUUCCUAAUGUCACCAUCUUCGCGACCGGUGGCACAAUUGCAUCACAGGGCAGCAGCAACACACAAACCACUGGUUACUCUAUCGGCCUAGGCGUGCAACAGCUCGUAGAUGCCGUCCCAGAACUUCUCAAUAUUUCGAAUAUUGCCGGCUACCAGAUCUCUAAUGUCGGUUCUGGCAGCGUCAAUGAGACUAUCAGCUUGAGCUUAGCGUAUAUGAUUAAUGCUGAGUUGGCGAAGGAGGAGGUUUCUGGUGUUGUGGUUACGCACGGUACGGAUACGCUCGAGGAGACUGCUUUCUUCUUAGAGAGUACGGUGAAUUCUACAAAGCCAGUUAUUGUCGUCGGCGCUAUGAGGCCAGCUACAGCACUGAGUGCUGAUGGACCGCUCAAUUUGUAUCAAGCGGUUACUCUUGCUGGAUCGCCUGCUGGGCGUAAUCGAGGGACAAUGAUCGUGCUCAACGACCGCAUUGGCUCCGCAUUCUACACGACAAAGAACAACGCCAAUACCCUAGACACCUUUUCCUCAACAGAGGCAGGGCAACUCGGAGUCUUCAUCAAUCAGGUUCCAUACUUCUUUUUUGCGCCCUCAGAGCCUGUAGGUCGCGUAGUCUUUGAUGUGACCAACGUCACAGACCUAGCAUCUGUACCUAUUCUAUACGCCCACCAGGACAUGGAUACCUCACUAUUCAACGCGUCUUAUGCCUCGGGUGCUCAGGGUAUCGUCUACGCAGGAGUUGGCGCAGGAGGUGUGUCUACCAAGGCUGCUUUAGCCGCUGAGGAGCUGUAUAUUGCCACUGGUAUUCCGAUGGUUGCUAGUCAUCGAAGUGCAGACGGGCUGGUACCAGACAGUGGUUACUUUACUAUUGCGAGUGGAUUUUACAACCCGCAGAAGGCGAGGAUUCUGUUGCAAUUAGGGCUCACCAUUGGCUGGAGUGAAGCGGAGAUUAGAGAGGCCUUUGCAUUGAGUUAUCCUGCGCCUUGA
This is a messenger RNA of Alternaria atra, 1110 nucleotides long. RefSeq lists its product as uncharacterized. Bases 1 to 1110 code for a protein of 369 amino acids. The record is from RefSeq and is a predicted model, not a curated record. Lineage: Eukaryota; Fungi; Ascomycota; Dothideomycetes; Pleosporales; Pleosporaceae. Gene Ontology annotation, molecular function: asparaginase activity. The transcript has 2 exons.